Haemorhous mexicanus (house finch) is the source of this 1009-nucleotide messenger RNA. It is a transcript of the gene CD164L2, whose product is annotated as CD164 molecule like 2. Lineage: Eukaryota; Metazoa; Chordata; Aves; Passeriformes; Fringillidae. The record is from RefSeq and is a predicted model, not a curated record. The coding region runs from base 71 to 577 and encodes 168 amino acids. Gene Ontology annotation, cellular component: cytoplasmic vesicle. The transcript is spliced from 6 exons.
GCUACGCUCUCCCGGGAGAUCCGCGGACACACCUCCGCUGGGACCGUGCCGAGCCGAGCCGGGCCGGGCCAUGGCCCCGCCGGGUCCCGCGGCGCUGCGCUGCGCGCUCCUGUGCGCGCUGCUGUGCGCGCACGGACCCGCUCCCACCCGCGCAGGAGAGUGUGGCGAGCUGAGGUCCUGCGAGCUGUGCACAGGCAGCAGCCACUCCCACAACGGCACCGGCUGCGUCUGGGUGGGCUGCGGGACCCCCGAGGAGCCAGGAGCAGGGAGCUGCGUGCAGAGAGGCUCAGCAGCGCAGGGGACCUGUGCACUCUACAACAGCAGCGCCCUGUGCCGAGCACUGAAGUCCCACACAGAAGAGCCUCCACGAUCCCAUAGCAAGGAGCCAGUGACACACUCCACAAGGACCACCACCACCAGUGCCCCGCUGACGGGCAGCCCCGAGUUCCACGCGCCCGGCUUCGACACGGCCAGCUUCAUCGGGGGCAUGGUGCUGGUGCUGUGCGUGCAGGCCGUGGCCUUCUUCCUCUUCAAGUUCAUCAAGUCCAAGGACAGCACCUACCAAACGCUGAUCUGAGCUCCCUCCAGGCCGGGGGGUCGCUGUCCCCGUCCCCCCCAGGUGAAGAGGCCACUGCUGGUGUCCCCCUGCCCACGGCCAGGGGGGCUGUACCCCUGCACAGCCCCCCCACCACGACUAUGCAAAGCCAGGACCCCAGGGUGGGACAGGCACCCACCACCCCCCCCGCACGGUGCCUGGGGAUGCUCCAGGGGUCUGGGCCCCCCCGGCUGCUCUGGGGGUGCAGCUGGACUGGGGGGCCCCUCCAGCCCUGAAUCCCACCUUGGGCCCCCCACCCUGUGCUUGCCAGACGCCCGGGGGCCCAGGGCACCCAGGGAUCAGAGGACACGGCCAUGGGUGGCAGUGGGGGACCCUUUGCUGGCCCCAGCCCCUCACUAGGCAGAGCCUGAGCUGGAAUGGGGGCACAGAAACCAAUAAAGGAUUUUCCUGUAA